Molecule: messenger RNA, 827 nt
Organism: Saprolegnia diclina VS20
Lineage: Eukaryota; Oomycota; Saprolegniomycetes; Saprolegniales; Saprolegniaceae
Exons: 1
Coding region: 67-768 (233 amino acids)
Source: RefSeq, a predicted model, not a curated record
CGUCGUCAAUACGCAUGGCACGCACUUGAAGUUUUGACAUUCAGAUUGCCAUCAGCAAAAGUACGAAUGCUGUGUCUCGUGACGGAAGCGCUGCUGCCAACGUCGCUCGUGAGCGCGCCGAUGACCAUGCAAGGCCGGCUCUCGGUGCGCUUCCAGCCCAGGAGCUCCCAAGCGACCCACCGGUACUUUGUCCUCGACCAAGACGCUCUCUCGUACGACGAGUGCGACCAUCACGACCGACCGCUCGGACGCGUCGACAUUCCCGUCGCCAGCAUCACCGCCGUGCGUCUCGGCUUCAAUUCAUCCGAGACUGAAGUCAUCACAACUCACCACGGGACGCUUCAGCUCCGGUCCGCGUCGUCGACCGAUUGGGGCGACUGGGCGCGUGCGCUGUGCAGUGUGGUGCCACUGCGCUGCGUCGACGCUGCGUUACGGGACCGCUUUCGAGUCUGCAACCGACUUAACGUCUUGCUGCUCGCAGACGACACGGUCGGGAAUGCUGUCGACGCCAUCUUGCACGCCUUUCAUUGCUGCCCCGACGCUCCACCGCGCAGUGAGUACAACGCGAGCAACUAUGUACUAGCCAUGACCGACACUGACGUGUGUUUGGCCGACCGACAGCGCAUGUUGUGCACGUACGAGCACGUGCGCUACUGCUUGGCGUCGUCGCAGCCUUUCCGCGUCACGCUCACGCUGGCGACCGACGACGUCUUAGUGCGAGACGAGGCUUUUGUCGACCCGUAUGCAUAUUCCAUGUACGAGAUGUAGUGGACACUGUCCAAACGACGUGUGCUAAAUAUAUUUCGAGCAAUUGAAUCUGAGUGCGC